AGUUUUUUGAGGGCGUGUGCGUUUGAGGAAGAUGAAACAUUUCACUGCAGUUAGCCUACAGGCUGCCAAGGCCCAGCAACACGUGGCUUUGAUGGAUUAUGAACUCUGGUAAAGCAGCUAAGCGCUACAACCGUUUCUCAGGAGGAAGUUCCACCCCAGCCAUCACCAGGAUCAGCUCACCUGAUCUGAGCAACGGGGUCAGGAUGGACAGCACGUUUGGGCCCACAUUUCCAUCAGUUGUACCAGUUAGCAAAGUUUCAGCAGAGACUUCCAGUAACUACAAACAGCAUCGCAGGACACCGUCAUCCUCCAGCACACUGACCUACUCACCCCGUGAUGAUGAUGAUGGCAUGCCCCCCAUCAGUACACCGCGGCGCUCAGAUUCUGCUAUCUCCGUGCGUUCUCUACACUCCGAGUCCAACAUAUCCCUGCGCUCCACCUUCUCCCUGCAUGAGGAGGAAGAAGACACAGAGCCACAGGUGUUUGCAGAGCAGCCCUCAGUCAAGCUGUGCUGUCAGCUGUGCUGCAGUGUCUUCAAGGACCCUGUCAUCACCACCUGUGGGCAUACCUUCUGCAGGCGAUGUGCCUUAACCUCAGAGAAAUGUCCUGUGGACACCUCCAAGCUGACGGUGGUGGUGAAUAACAUUGCUGUGGCGGAGCAGAUCGGGGAGCUCUUCAUCCACUGUAAAUACGGCUGCCGCCCCACAGCCACCAGCAAGCCGUGCGCCUUCGAGGUCGACCCGCUGGGCUGCCCGUUCACUGUCAAACUCAGCACACGCAAGGACCAUGAGGUCAGCUGUGACUACAGACCGGUUCGCUGCCCGAACAAUCCCAGCUGCCCCCCUCUGCUCACGAUGAACCUGGAGGCCCAUCUGAAGGAGUGUGAACACAUCAAAUGCCCCCAUUCUAAAUACGGAUGCACGUUCAUUGGGAACCAGGACACGUACGAGACCCACCUGGAUGUGUGCAAGUUCGAGGGGCUGAAGGAGUUCCUGCAGCAGACAGACGAUCGCUUCCACGAGAUGCAGGUGACGCUGGCGCAGAAGGACCAGGACAUCUCCUUCCUUCGCUCCAUGCUGGGCAAAUUGUCCGAGAAGCUGGACCAGCUGGAGAAGAACCUGGAGCUAAAGUUUGAUGUGCUGGAUGAGAACCAGAGCAAGCUGAGUGAAGACCUGAUGGAGUUCCGCAGAGAUGCCUCUAUGCUCAACGAUGAGCUCUCCCACAUCAACGCCAGGCUCAACAUGGGCAUUCUGGGAUCUUAUGAUCCUCAGCAGAUCUUUAAGUGUAAAGGCACAUUUGUGGGCCAUCAGGGUCCGGUAUGGUGUCUGUGUGUUUACUCCACUGGUGACCUGCUCUUCAGUGGCUCCUCUGACAAAACCAUCAAGGUGUGGGACACCUGCACUACAUACAAGUGCCAGAAGACGUUGGAGGGUCAUGACGGCAUUGUUCUGGCACUGUGUAUUCAGGGGAACAAGUUGUACAGCGGCUCAGCUGACUGCACCAUUAUUGUCUGGGAUAUCCAGACUCUGCAGAAAGUGAACACGAUCCGUGCGCAUGACAACCCUGUAUGCACACUCGUCUCUUCCCACAACAUGCUUUUCAGCGGCUCCCUGAAAGCUAUUAAGGUGUGGGACAUUGUUGGCACAGAACUGAAACUGAAGAAAGAAUUGACUGGGCUGAAUCACUGGGUCCGAGCUCUGGUUGCUUCCCAAAACCAUUUGUACAGUGGAUCCUACCAGACCAUCAAGAUCUGGGACAUCCGCUCACUGGAGUGUGUCCAUGUCCUCCAAACCUCCGGGGGCAGUGUCUACUCCAUCGCAGUCACCAACCACCACAUCGUGUGCGGCACCUACGAGAACCUCAUCCACGUCUGGGAUAUUGAGUCGAAAGAGCAGGUGCGCACGCUGACGGGUCACGUGGGUACAGUCUAUGCCCUAGCAGUCAUCUCCACCCCUGACCAGACCAAAGUGUUCAGUGCCUCCUACGACCGCUCACUCAGGGUGUGGAGUAUGGACAACAUGAUCUGCACCCAGACGCUACUACGCCACCAGGGCAGUGUCACGGCACUAGCUGUCUCCAGGGGACGCCUCUUCUCCGGGGCUGUGGACAGUACCGUGAAGGUGUGGACCUGCUAAAUGAGUCCCUGCUGAACAGUGACAGACACUACACCUCACUGGCACUUUGGAACUGAGUGGAUCCCUAAUUAUUAAUGUUUUUUUGCUCUAUAGUAUAGGACUAUGUUGUGAUUCCAUCACUAGAUGGCACUUGGACAAAGGACCCCCCCCCCACACACACACACACACACACUCUCCUCUUCUUGUCUGUUUUUUUUUGUGUGUGUGUGUGAGAGAUUGACACACUCCAACGCAUGUGGUCACACUCCCGGCGGCUAUGCGAGGGACAGCUUGUACUCUGAGCUGCCGUCUGCAUGCAGAUUGUGGCUGAGGGUUUUUGCCUUCAAAGGGCAUGACCUGACCCUCUGCUAUCUCUCUGCAUUCACCAGAGCCGCCCUGCCUUGGCUAGCCUGCAGUCAGCAUUUACGGUUUUGUAAAUAGGGUCUUUGCUGGGUUCUAAUGGACACACCCACUCUGGUCGUGGACAGGUGCAGACCCCAGUGAGCAGCAACAGAGGGCGCUAUUGCAAUACUGGGUUUACAGAGUGCCAGCUGAACAAGUCUCCUUUGGACAUGCUUGGGCACACUGCUCCCUGCAAAUGGGGUUUUCAGUGUCUAAGUAAAAAAAGGUUUGUGUGUGUGUGUACUGUAUUAUACUGUGUGUACACACAGUGCAACAUAUACCUACCAUAGGUGUAUUUUUGUUUUGUAUACUUUUCUGUGGUCGCCUUCAAGGCUAAAUUCUAGGAGGAGCAGAAUGUUAAUAACGCACUCCUCUCUCAUGCCUGGAGCUCAUGUGCAAGCCAGCAGCUCAGCUCAGACUUAUUAAUACUCAGUGCAAGACAGUAUAGAUGAAAUCAGAGCACUUAUGGACUCACUAUAGACAGAACAGAUCUACUGUAAGUAAAUGACAAAAGCCUGUGUGGGAACACUCCAGUACGAGUUACGAGAAGCGUUAGCGUGAUGAGGCAGUAAUGAGGCACUCCAAGCAGGGCUGUCUGUGCUCCCCUCUCUCAUUUUAUAUAUGUAUAUAUGUAUGUAUAUAUGUAUGUAUAUAUAUGUAUAUGUGUAUAUAUAUAUAUAUAUAUAUAUAUAUAUAUAUAUAUAUAUAUAUAUAUAUAUAUAUAUAUAAAAUGAGAGAAAGUAUUUAUGAUUUUCUUACGUGUUAUUUUAUGACAGUAGUACACAUCACAGCCGCUUUUCGAACAAAAUCACUAAAAUUUCUAAAUCGAUUUUAAUGUACUCAUUAUAUCCAUGUUUCUGAGGUGUUGUUUUCUAAUUUUGCACCAGCUGAAGUCGCUUCGCUAUGUCUGAGGCUGAGCUGGAUCUUUGGGUCUUCUCGGGGACAUGACUGUUUGUAGAAAGUACAUGCGCCUGAAUUUGCCAUUAAAGUAAUGUAUGUUUGUCUACGAAGAAA
Messenger RNA from Electrophorus electricus (electric eel), 3530 nucleotides. It is a transcript of the gene traf7, whose product is annotated as TNF receptor-associated factor 7. NCBI's taxonomy places the organism in Eukaryota, Metazoa, Chordata, Actinopteri, Gymnotiformes, Gymnotidae. Gene Ontology annotation, biological process: ribosomal large subunit assembly; Notch signaling pathway. Gene Ontology annotation, molecular function: protein binding. Gene Ontology annotation, cellular component: nucleolus. The record is from RefSeq and is a predicted model, not a curated record.